Aspergillus bombycis is the source of this 1923-nucleotide messenger RNA. RefSeq names its product fungal specific transcription factor domain-containing protein. Gene Ontology annotation, molecular function: DNA binding; zinc ion binding. The transcript is spliced from 7 exons. Gene Ontology annotation, biological process: DNA-templated transcription. The record is from RefSeq and is a predicted model, not a curated record. Lineage: Eukaryota; Fungi; Ascomycota; Eurotiomycetes; Eurotiales; Aspergillaceae. The coding region runs from base 1 to 1923 and encodes 640 amino acids.
AUGGGCGUGCAUCCCAUGCCGUUAGAUGCGACGGGAAUCGCCCAUCCUGCGCACGAUGUAAUGAAAGAGGAGAUAGCUGCCAGUACAGUGCUGUCCUAUCGUGCUCUAACUCAGCGAUUGGAGAAUAUGGAGCGUUUGAUCUCGGAAUCCAUGCAUCUCCCUACUAGCCAAAUGAGACGCGAAUAUCUCCAUAAUAUGACAAGCCAAUUGAAUCAGCAGACUGCCGGGCUCUCGCCGGCUCCAACUCAAAGUCCGCCAACAAUCAACCUCUGCUCGCUGGAGGAUAGGUCAAUCUCUCUUGACAUGAGGGAUAGGAACGGCGGGAAAUUGUGUAUAGGAUCAUGCGCUAUACUCUCUCCCGACGGUAUCCGCUGGAUAGAUGCACUGGUAGGCGACGACAGCUUUAGCUCCCUCCUAUCCGGUCUGAAGAUUCCAAGGAAGGUACCUUUGGGAAAGUUUGAAGGGCGGGUCAACCAUCCUUUACCCCCCAAUGAUAUGAUCACGGCAUGCGUCAAAGACUUUACCGCCACCUACAAUAGCUCUAUCCAUUUAUUCGAAGACGAUUACCUGGCUGAAAUACUUCAAAGGCAUCUCAAUGGCCAAUCUUUCUUAGAUGCCACAUCGUAUGCUGCAUUAAACAUUGUUUUAGCCCAUUCACUUGGCAAAUUUGACAAUAUGCGACACGAUGAAGCCGAAAAGUGCUUCGAGAAUUCUUUCAGUAUCCUCCCUGCGAUGAUUCUGCAGAGCCCCAAUAAGGCUAGCAUCGCGACAAUGCUUUUCAUGGCUAUGUAUCUUGUAUACACAUCUAGAAGCCAUCCUUCUGCCACCAUCCUCGGAGCCGCUGUUCAGUCAAUUCUCAUGGCUGGCUAUCACCAUAUUGUACCCACUCAAAGUAGCUCUGCAGCUCUGCACGAAAGAAGACUGCUUUAUCAUGCCUUUAUACUAGAGCAAGACUUGUCCAUGUACCAUUCAACACCGCCCUCACUUACAAGCGACCUGCUCUCCUCUCUGCCAGAGGAGGCUCCAGACGAUGGGCGCAACACGCUUACGUUUGACGAUGGCUCUACAUUAAACUGGCUCCGUGAACAGGUCAUCCUUGCGAAGAUCCAAAACAAAGUCUACGACAGGCUUCGCUCCCCGCGGGCCUCGACGCAAUCUCCAGAACAGUUAUAUGCCGACGUGAUGGAGAUCGAUGAAGAGUUGCAAAGUUGGAGGCAGAAAAUCCCUGACAUGGCUCGGCCACAAACUCCUUUAGGCGGCUUAGACAACAUGCGGCUAAUGUCCCUAACAGUACUCCAUUUCUGCUACUUUCAACUUCUUAUAUCUAUUCACUCCGUGGUAUUUAGUAAAGCUGUCCCUCUUUGGCAUCAAUACGAAGACAGUGACUUGGUCAUCUCUAGUGUGGCAUUGUGCGUUAGUGCUGCGCGGGCCUCGAUCUCCUUACUGAACUAUCAUGACCAUGGCCACCCGUUCACUAUAUACCUGCUAUAUCACAUCGCAUGGACCGUCGAUAUCCUACUUAUCAACAUCUUGGAAAACAAAACUACCCCGCAGGCCCGUGAAGAUUUAAAUCUUCUAGGCACGGUAAUUAGGUUUUUUGAAAAGCAUGAUCCAAACUACGAAAGUGCCGUUCCUUACCACAUCAGUCGGCUAUAUUACCAAGUUGCUCUUCGGGCUAUCAACAAUGCUACUGCUUCACAAAGCACCGAUCUAGAACGCCCUGCCAGAGCCUUGGCUGCAACUAAGAACAAUGACGACGCAUUGGAUACAGGUACAGUAACACCGGCUUCGGGUUCGAACGGGUCCCCGAACCCUCAAUUGUACUCGUGGGGGAUGCAGCUCAGCUUCCUGCCUGAGCUUUGGCAGGAUCCUCAUCUGGCCAUGUUGGAUGACCGUUUAGCUGAGCACUCACCCAACGUCUAG